CACCAAGGAUGGGAGCUGUAGUGCAGCGUCCAGCUCUCCUGCUGCUCUCAAUACUCCUGCCUCUGAUGAAGACCAAGACCCAUAGUGGCGCUGGGUCACACUCGCUGCGGUAUUUCGUAACCACGACUGCAUCUCGAACUGGUCCUCAAGGUCUCAAAGUCUUCGCUGUUGGCUACGUGGAUGACACGCAAAUCCUGCGCUUCGAAAGUGACAUGGCUACUAAGAUGGAACCGCUCGUGCCCUGGGCGAGGCUGAUGGGCAGGGAUUAUUUGGAGUGGGAGAGAGUAGGUAUGGAGAGAUAUUCACACAAUGCCCGAGAAAAUGUGAGAUUUGCACUCCGGAUCUAUAACCAGAGCAAUGACGGCUCUCAUACCUUCCAGUGUUUCAUUGGUUGCGACGUGGGUCCAGACCGACUCUUCCUCCGAGGGCACUAUAGACAUGCCUUUGAUGGCCGUGAUUACAUCAGCCUGAACGAGGACCUGAGAACUUGGACUGCCGCAGACAAGACGGCUCAGAUCACUCAGCGACAGUGGGAGGAAAAAAAGGUAGCACAGGAUUGGAGGCUCAUCUUGGAGGGCCAGUGCGUUGCUUGGCUACUCAGACACCUGGAGCUAGGGAAGGAGACUCUGCAGCGCUCAGACCCUCCAAAGGCACAUGUAACUCAUCACCCCAGACCUGAAGGUGAUGCCACCUUGAGAUGCUGGGCCAUCAGAUUCUAUCCAUCUGAGAUAACCCUAACCUGGAAGAGGGAUGGGGAAGACCAGACCCAGGACAUGGAGCUGGUGAACACCAGGCCUGCAGGAGAUGGAACCUUCCAGAAGUGGGCAGCUGUGGUAGUACCUUCUGGAGAGGAGCAGAGAUACACAUGCCAUGUGAACCAUGAAGGGCUGCCUGAGCCCCUCACACUGAGAUGGGAGCCACCACCUCCUUGGCCCACAAUUGGAAUGACUGUUGGUGUGGUUCUCCUUGGAGUUGUGGUCACUGGAGCUGUGGCUGCCCUUGUGAUGAUGAGGAAGAAAAGUGCAGCAUCUCACACUGGAUCCCAGGCUGGUAUUGGUGAAAUUAUUUUGGCCACUCCACGUAGUUAAAAGGAUAUUUAUUUAAUGGCAU
Molecule: messenger RNA, 1110 nt
Organism: Peromyscus leucopus (white-footed mouse)
Lineage: Eukaryota; Metazoa; Chordata; Mammalia; Rodentia; Cricetidae
Product: HLA class I histocompatibility antigen, alpha chain F-like
Exons: 6
Coding region: 9-1088 (359 amino acids)
Biological process (GO): positive regulation of T cell mediated cytotoxicity; immune response; antigen processing and presentation of endogenous peptide antigen via MHC class Ib
Cellular component (GO): external side of plasma membrane
Molecular function (GO): signaling receptor binding; peptide antigen binding
Source: RefSeq, a predicted model, not a curated record